Molecule: messenger RNA, 5048 nt
Organism: Cephus cinctus (wheat stem sawfly)
Lineage: Eukaryota; Metazoa; Arthropoda; Insecta; Hymenoptera; Cephidae
Gene: Dlish
Product: SH3 domain-containing protein Dlish
Exons: 7
Coding region: 1798-4965 (1055 amino acids)
Biological process (GO): negative regulation of BMP signaling pathway
Cellular component (GO): nucleus
Molecular function (GO): DNA-binding transcription factor activity, RNA polymerase II-specific; RNA polymerase II cis-regulatory region sequence-specific DNA binding; SMAD binding
Source: RefSeq, a predicted model, not a curated record
CGCGAGCGUGCAUACGAGAAGGACGCCAGAGGCUUUGGUGCGAAUGUGUGAGCAUCGGAGUGUCGAGGGUGAGGGAGCGAGAAAGAAGACAAGCAAAGAUGGUCGUCGCGGUGUAGUAGCGGGGAGGUUUCGGGUUCUGGUGGUUCACGGGGGCUGGUGCGAGGGACUCGACCGAGGGAGGGAGACAUACAGACAGACAGACAGACGAAGUCUCUACGGGGGCACGUAGAGUUUACGGAGAUUCCUCUUUAGCAGAAGAGACGCACACAAGCGUAAGGGGACGCAUACCAGUGCGCUAAGGCCACUAACACUGUUACUGGGUACAGACGCACUGACACAUACGACGCUCAGCGUCGCGCUCUACCAUUUGGAGAGGGAGGCUCCGCGUGAGAGGGAUAGAAUGAUAGAGAAGAGAGAUGUGAGUGGAGAAAGGAAGAGAGUAUAGAGUCGGUGCUUCAGUGAGAGAAGGAGGCGGCGAGGGUAAAAAGGAUAGGACGAGAGUGCGAGAAAGAGAUGGAGUGGCGCACUUGAGGGCUCGCCUCGUGUUUACGUGCACACACGUUCGCGCGCAGGUAGCUACAUGGACAGUCUGACUUUCGUCGUGGUUCGGUGGAGGCGACACACGCGCUAUAUAUGCUAUAUACGACAUACACAGAGAACCCGACGCCGCGACGGCGUAUCAGGGGCUCCGCUGCGUUAGCAUUGUGUACCGUGCGUCAGGCUGGACGGUUCACUUCGCUUUACUUCACUUUUCGCUGCGAGAAAUAUGCGUAGCUUCGCGAGUGGUGCUUCAGUGUGCCGUGCGUGCUCGAUCGAUACGCCAUUACGGCGCGGCGUGCCAAGUAAAUCGGCCUGACGAUGCCCGCGAAGACGGCGAUAUCUGUCAAGUGAGGUGUAAUCUGCUCUGCCGUUGCUGUUGCUGCUGUUGCUAGAUACUAAGGAAGACACAACCAUGUAUAACCGCAGUCACUGCGCGGGUUAGACCAUCGGACAGCCUCUCUUCGAAACUGAUUCCAAAGGGACAGACAUGUGUCCUUACGCUGAUAAUCGCCACUGUUCGCACUACACGCCAGGUUCGAGGCCCAGCGGCGCCCAGGCCACCGACCCGUAUCCCUAACCGAACCUCCUCUCCUACGCCUUCUGCGAGACAUAGAGACCUUGCCGACGUAAUCGUGGAGAUCGCGACGCGCGACACCACGACGCCGACGUCCAGUUUCACGUUGUUCUCUCGAGUCUGACUUCCUGGCUAUCUCACGUUGGUUAACGUUCUAUCUCGUUCUCGCGUUAUUAUCCUCUUCUGCGGGACGGGGACACUAUUGCUACAGUGUGUGCGAGGGUAGUGUGGUGUGUGCGCGCGCGCGCGUGUGUGUAUGUACAUGUAUAUAUAUAUAUGCGUGCGCGCAUUAUCUUACGCGGACACGAUGUUACGGUGGAUCAUGGAUCGUGGCUAGAACAAGAGCACGUCGACCAGGAAGAUGGGAAUACGCGCGACGCUCUGGAUCCGAGAUAUAUCUCUGCUCUCAGCAUGUGUCUAGCCCGUGCAGAGAGUCGGCUCCACGCUCACGUUCUGUGGAUUCUUCCUUUUCAUAAGAUGGAUCAGUUGUAUCUUGGCUUAAAUGGCCUAGCAACCUUUGGUGAUUAUCAAUGUGAUUCUGCAUACCAGUGCAUUAAGCCCAGUGUGUGUCAGUGUCCAUAAGAUACUCCAGUGAUAUUCAGUGAACUCACGUACAAUAUAAGUGUACCUUAUAGUAGGAUCAUAAUAGGACUGACUUGUCUAACUAAUCAUAGAGCUAAAUAAUGGAGACACUAUUGCUUGGUAAUACAAGCAGUCAGUCGUACAGUCCCCAACUGAAAACUGUCCUGAAGACGUAUCAGUUAUCAGCAGUGAAGAGCCUGCAGGGACCGAGCUCGGCCCUUCUGGGCAUGGACUGUAAAGGACUGCUUCAGGAACAGGCACCAUUUCGAUUCUCUCCCUUAAACCGUCCUGCUAAUUGUGGGAUUGAUUCUGGUCUGGAUCAUUUAUCGAUACCAUCCAAGGAUAUUGAAAAGUGUGAAGAACCAUCUAGGAUUACUGUGCCACCUUGCAGGGAUCGCAGGGUUGAUCAUGCUUUGGAUGACUCUGAUGAAGAUCCACAACCUGAACGACUGAAGGCCACUAGUGACAAGCGAGAGUUAGAGUUUCAAAUACCCAUUCUAACUGCACCGGAUCAGAGUUGCUCUGAAAGAUGCGAAGCUACUCUCGAAGGAGAGAGGAUAUCUUGCUUUGUUGUUGGUGGAGAGCGUAGGCUGUGUCUCCCUCAAAUACUCAACACAGUUUUACAGGACUUUUCUCUACAGCAGAUUAAUCAAGUAUGCGAUGAGCUGCAGAUAUACUGCUCAAGAUGUACCAGAGAUCAGCUCGAAGAGCUGAAACUAUCUGGAAUCCUUCCUCGGAAUGCACCUUCUUGUGGACUUAUCACACAGACUGAUGCAGAACGACUUGUAAGUGCACUCUUACUUAGGACAGAGCCCUGUGAACCAGCACCUGUCAGAGAUCAGGAACGAAUAGAUGAUCAAAAGUCUUGUGCCAAGAAAGAGGAAGCAGAAGAAUCCGUGGCACGUUUUAAGGUGUACCAUGAGUGCUUUGGUAAGUGCAAGGGCAUUUUCGACGCAGACCUCUUCAGUUCAGAGGAUUCAGCCUGCAUCGAGUGCCUCGAGUGUGGAUAUCAGUUUUCACCACAGCGAUUUGUUCGUCAUGCUCAUCGCCCUUUGGAAAAUCGAACCUGCCACUGGGGAUUCGAUUCUGCCAAUUGGCGGUCGUACCUUCUAUUGUCCAGGGAUCAGAAGCAUCACAACAAGGUCGACGCCCUUUUUCGAGAUUUAAAAGAACGGCACCUCGUGACAAAUCCUAAGAGGAAACCAGAGCUGCGACAUGAGCCGGAAAAGAUAAUAAAACGUGCGAAGAAGGAAAUAGACAGGGACGACUGCUCUGGCGUUUACAAUGGAAACGGAUUGGGAAUGUAUCAUCCAGUAUCAGCAGCAGCAGCAGCCAGUGCCACCGACCCAUACUUACAAAUGCAAUGGGCAGUCUUUGAAUUGGCAGCAAGAGGCGCAUCAGCAUUCAGACCCUGGAGUGCGGCAGGAACUUGCAAACACAGGGACAGCUCGCCGCUGAUGCCUGCAUAUCUCAGUCGAGGACCGCCAGUGCUCCAGCAUCCGGAACGUGUUGUGCCUCUCUCCGAAUGCGAGCGUUUCGAGCCGCAUUUUCAGCCGAACGUCGCCCUGGCGCCGAUACCUCCGCCGACGAUGCCGCCAAUAGCGCCACCGUUGGUGCACCAGCAUAGUAGACGGCAUCAUCACGAGCGUCGUCGUCACGGUCAUCGUCCACCGAGUCCAGACGAGAAGCUCGAGUCGCUUCCCGUUACAAUAAAGCUUGAGAAACCAUCGUCUCCGGCACCUGGUGGCACUUCCGGUUCCUACGGCGAGGAAGAGGACUCCCUGGUGGCAGGACAGGAAACGAAAGAGGACGAAGAACCCGAGGAAGAGGAGAGUAGCGCGGCUGUGACAUCCUCUACGGUAACGGUGGAACCUGCAGCGCCAGAAGUGGGUACGUCUUCGCCGGAAAGUGAUUCUGAUUCGGAAGGGACUGCUGCGAUAGACUUAGAGGAACGGCUGAUGGCCCUUGACGUGCCCCAGGACGUCCUGGCAUUGGCAAGACAAGUAGCUACGGAAAACGCUCGUCUACGUCGUCAUCGGCGUUCUGACGCCCGUGAGAUCUCCAGGUUACGAAGUCAGUUGCAAAUGCAACAGAUUCAGGAAUCCGAGGAGGCCGAGGAAGCCGGUGUCCAUAGCUUUAACCUCGAAAAGGAUGGAGCUGGAGUCGGCGGCGUGGGACUUGGACUGGGGACCAGGGUACCUCUUCCUCCAGGACGUAUCACAGGAAGUGCCAGUAUCGAGACUCUAGUUAGGGUUGGGAUCGAGAAGGAAAAUGGUCUUUCACCAGACAGCAAGAUGGUUAUCGUUCAUGACUUUACGCCGUGCGUCGAUGACGAGCUUCUGGUGAAGAGGGGUCAGGUCGUAAAUGUCUUGUACAGAGAAAAUGACUGGGUUUACGUGAUAGCAGCCGAUACUAGAAUGGAGGGAUUUGUGCCGCAUUCUUACUGUGCGCCAUACACGUCGCAGCUGGCGGAAUCGACCCUCGCGACGCUUAUGAAUAAUGUCAAAAAGAAGCUGCCACGUUCGAACGACAAUGACGCCGAUCUGUCCAGUUCGUCACGUUCCCAAAAUUUGGAUGCCCAACAAACGGAUACCGGUUCCGCAUCCGAUUGCGAAAGUUAUUCAAGGAACAUUACCACUGCCGACGUUAAUGUCAAUCGUUCUAACGUCGCGCAGUCACAAACUUCUGUGCAGAGUACGCCAUUGCAGCCGGAUGUUCAUCCAUUCUUCAAGGAUCCAUCUGCAGGAAGGUACAUUGUACUGUACACGUUUGUGGCAAGGGACGAAAACGACGUGAGCGUGGAGAGAGGAGAAUUUGUGACUGUACUCAAUAGGGACGAUCCUGAUUGGUUUUGGGUGCUACGUCACUGUGAUGGUAACGAAGGAUUUGUACCUUCUGGUUUCGUUUAUCCGGGACAUGUUUUGCAUUCGUAUACGACGACGGCGACGACUACUACGACGACCACGACGACCGCCACUGAUCCUCAUGGACUAGGCACUACGAAUGGAAAUUUAACGGGAGGCGAGCAACUGCAACAAAAGGACUUGCGUGACUUUCGCGACGAGACUAGUGGCACUGAAUUAGUUGUGCUUUACGAUUACAAGGCGCAGGCGCCAGAUGAUUUAUCCGUGAGACGGGCAGAUUGGAUUUACGCAGAUUUAGGCAAUCAAACGGUCGACGGCUGGCUCUGGGCUUACGCACCGAAGACACGAAAAUAUGGCUUUAUUCCUAAGGCUUAUGCCCGACCGCCAGCCAUGACCAGCUUAUGAGAAGACAUUAAUGAUAUUAUGAUAUUUUGACUUUUUAAAUCUUUUAUACCUAUUUUAUAUAAAUACAUUAUGUUUAUACGUGA